Messenger RNA from Lacerta agilis (Sand lizard), 1576 nucleotides. It is a transcript of the gene AGPAT4, whose product is annotated as 1-acylglycerol-3-phosphate O-acyltransferase 4. Gene Ontology annotation, cellular component: endomembrane system; mitochondrial outer membrane. NCBI's taxonomy places the organism in Eukaryota, Metazoa, Chordata, Lepidosauria, Squamata, Lacertidae. The record is from RefSeq and is a predicted model, not a curated record. Gene Ontology annotation, molecular function: 1-acylglycerol-3-phosphate O-acyltransferase activity. The transcript is spliced from 9 exons. Bases 198 to 1325 code for a protein of 375 amino acids.
CUGGUGAUAUCUGUCAAGAAGCAUCAUGUCUUUCUGUUGGGCAUGGCAGCAGAGGGGAAGGAAAGGAAGAAGCACAUAGUGUUCACAGUAUUGACCUUGAAAGUGAAAUGAAGAGCUAGCAUUGGAAAUAAAGCAAUAGUUAACUUUCCGAAUUGUUUGGAUUGCUUUCUGGAGGCUUUGCAUUGCCACCUUAAAUCAUGGACAUCGCUGGGUUUCUGAAGUCUCAAUUCAUUUGCCACCUUCUUAUCAGUUAUGUAUUUAUAGUGUCGGGACUGAUAAUCAACUUCAUUCAACUCUUCACAUUAAUCCUCUGGCCGUUCAACAAGCAACUUUUCAGGAAGGUCAAUUGCAAGCUGGCUUAUUGCAUUUCAAGCCAAUUGGUGAUGUUGCUGGAAUGGUGGUCGGGCACAAUUUGUACCCUCUACACGGAUCCCCAGAAUUAUGAAAAGUACGGGAGAGAGAAUGCCAUAGUAAUCCUUAAUCACAACUUUGAAAUUGACUUUCUCUGUAGCUGGAACUUCUGCGAAAGGUUUGGCGUCUUGGGGAGUUCCAAAGUACUUGCAAAAAAAGAGCUUGCUUCUAUGCCAAUCAUUGGCUGGAUGUGGUACUUCCUUGAGAUAGUUUUCUGCACGCGAAAGUGGGAGGAAGAUCGGAAAAAUGUCGUGCAAGCCCUGCUCAAUCUCCGGGAUUAUCCUGAAAACUUCUGGUUCCUGAUUCACUGUGAAGGCACCAGGUUCACAGAGCAAAAACACAAAAUCAGCAUGCAGGUAGCUGAAGCCAAAGGCCUACCCAAGCUCAAAUAUCACCUGCUGCCACGGACAAAGGGAUUUGCUGUCACCGUCCAGUGUUUGAGAAAUGUAGUUUCAGCCGUGUAUGAUUCUACACUGAACUUUAGAAAUAAUGAGAAUCCAACUUUGCUGGGAGUUUUAAAUGGGAAAAAAUACCAGGCAGAUUUAUAUGUAAGGCGGAUUCCAUUAGAGGAAAUCCCAGAAGAUGAGCAGGAAUGUUCUAAAUGGCUUCACAAACUCUAUCAAGAGAAGGAUUCUUUUCAAGAGGAAUACUACAGAACAGGAGCCUACCCUGGCACUCCCAUAGUGCCACCCCGGCGGCCGUGGACUCUAUUGAAUUGGCUCUUCUGGGCCAUAUUGUUGCUAUAUCCUUUGUUCAAGCUGUUCAUCAACAUGGUCAGCAGCGGCUCCUCGCUGACUCUGGCGACGUUUGCCUUUGUUUUCAUUGCAGCUACUGUUGGUAGUCGAUGGAUGAUAGGAGUUACGGAAAUAAACAAAGGCUCGACUUAUGGCAACCACGGCCACAAGGAAAAAUGAAAGUGAAAACUCCAGAGACUGCUUCAUACCCAAAGGGAACAUGCACGCCUCCUGUGGACUGCAGUGUAUCAUUCUCCUUCAAAUCUUCGGAAGCUGAAUGCAGUGAGAUGGCCAUGAAUUCAUUCUCUUUGCCCCUUAUUCCUUCCACUUGCAGGGGAUAUUGGUUCAUAUUCUGCACAUUAUUUUCAAAUUUCCCCCAUUCAGAUUAAGGAAAAUAAAAUAUGCAAUGAGACAGCGUAGGAAGCUUCUGA